This is a messenger RNA of Peronospora farinosa, 1275 nucleotides long. NCBI's taxonomy places the organism in Eukaryota, Oomycota, Peronosporomycetes, Peronosporales, Peronosporaceae. The record is from the annotation of a GenBank genome assembly.
AUGGAAACGUUGCUACCGUCACAAAAAGCAGUUGUACGAAUUGUGGUACGCAACGUAUACGCCCCAGCGCAGUCCCUGGCGCUUUCUGUCGAUCCCCAGAUGCUUGUAAGUGAGCUCAAGUGUCGUCUAUACGCUGACUUUCCUUCCAGUCCUCCUGUCUCGAGCCAGAAACUCAUUUUUGGAGGUAAAAUCUGUAACGAUCAGGAACGUCUGGCUCAGAUUCUGAUACCGAUACAAAACAGUCAACAAAAAGAAGAACAAGAAGACAAGACGACAGAUGAGCCGGUGGUGUUUCACUUAUUAGUGAGCUCCACGAUGGACGUCUUAAAAGACACGAGCCAAGAGUUAAAGACGUCGAUCCAGACGCAACAAAGUCAAGUCACAGAAGCACAAGAUUCACCGCGACCUCGAAGAAAUGACAAUGGCUCAACAGUAUCAGACUCAGAAAGUUUCAAUCCAGAGCCACGUCAGGUCAUGGAUAACCAGUCACCAGCCAUGACGCAAGAACAGCAGAAUCUGUUUAAUCAGACUGUACUUAUGCAGCAACAGACGAUGGUGUUGCAGCAAAUUCAAUACUUCCAGUACUUGUUACUGCAACAACAACAUCAGCCUACGACGUCUAAUAGUGAAGUCCAACAGCAACUAUUUGGAGCCCAGUUUGCUCCACCCUAUGGCAAUGUCUAUGGUAUCGUGCAACCACAGAUGUUCCAAGCAAGACCGCAAGAAGCACAGACUCCGCUACCUGCUCGAGCUCAUGCUCCUGGUUCUACUGAGACGCCGGUAGCGCCUCGACAGGACCGCUCGAUGAUCGUGGAGAUGGCACGCGAAGUGGUCUUGCUGCUGGAUUUUCGAAUGGCGCUUAAAAUGGCGUUUAUGCUUUUUAUCAUUGGACAAGAUAUGCCGACCGAUCGCAUUCUCAUGCUGGGACUAUUAUCACUUAUCUCGUACCUGCACAUUACUGGCAUUUUUGCCAAAAUCUACGCCGUGUACAACUACCACCGCAAUGUUAAUGAUGGCACACCACCGAACACACCAGUCGACUCUGAUGCUCCUGGAGCAGCGGCUGUUGCUGGUGCCGCUAUUGCAAAUCGAUGUGGAAUGCUAACGCGUGUACUACGCAUUUCAGCAGACCGCGGAUUCGUCCAAGACGUCAAAUAUUUCGUAGUGGGUUUGCUGCUAUCGCUAGUACCGGCGUGGCACCCGCAGCCAAUUCAAGGUGCAGCUCCCAUCCGUGAAAAUGCUAUGCCCGAUAACAUGCCUAUGCAAGAAAUUUGA